Molecule: messenger RNA, 1653 nt
Organism: Propithecus coquereli (Coquerel's sifaka)
Lineage: Eukaryota; Metazoa; Chordata; Mammalia; Primates; Indriidae
Gene: ZNF485
Product: zinc finger protein 485
Source: RefSeq, a predicted model, not a curated record
GCGGGCUGGGCCCCUAAGGCCUUGGCCCUGGCGCUGCUCCCGCCCUUCCCCAGCGGCGGGUCGAGGAGAGAGCGGGGUCGGGAGCGCAGUGCGGAGCGACCGUCUGAGUCCAGGCGUCCCCGAGAGCGUGCGGCUCGUGCCCAGGCAGGAGAUGGAGCCCCCGGCGAGACGGUCCGCCCGCGUUGGCUGAGGGACCACUGACAUUUGGGGAUGUGGCUGUGGCCUUGACCCAGAUUGAGUGGAGGCACCUGGAUGCUGCUCAGCGGGCCCUGCACAGGGAUGCGAGGCUGGAGAACUGGGAAUCUGGUGUCUGCGGGAAGCAUGUCUUUCUCCUUGACUCAGAAUUGCUCUGCUCGGCCACUUUGUGUUUUCACAAGGGCUUCUGUCUUCCAAACCGAAACUAAUUGCUCAGUUGGAACAAGGGGCACAGCCGUGGAUGGAGGCCUGAGAGGUCCCAGUGGGGCCUCUUGCAGUCAAGGAGUACUGGUUUGAAACAAAGAUGUCAGCCCUAAAGCAAAAUACUUCUGAAGGAUCUGCUCUGGGAGAAGGAACAAAAAAUGUCAUGAUGGAAAGAGACCUGCACUGGGAGGGCAGAAACUCCACAGAGAAGAAGCUCUAUAAAUGUGAGGAAUGUGGGAAAGUCUUCAAAUAUAACUCCUCCUUUGUAAGCCACCGGAGAAACAGUGUUGAGAAAUCACAUAAAUGUAAAGAAUAUGGGAUAGCUUUUAUGAGCAGUUCAUCCCUUUUAAAUCAUCAUAAAAUUCAUGUAGGUAAGCAACCUUACAGAUGUAUUGAAUGUGGGAAAUUCCUCAAGAAGCACUCGACAUUUAUUAAUCAUCAGAGGAUUCAUUCUGGAGAGAAACCUCAUAUAUGCAGUGAAUGUGGAAAAGCUUUCAGGAAGAACUCUAUCCUUUUAAGCCAUCGGAGGAUUCACACUGGUCAGAAACCCUACAAAUGUAACAACUGUGGGAAAGCCUUUGCCCAGAAUGCAGCCCUUACUUGUCAUGAAAGAAUACAUAGUGGAGAGAAGCCUUUUAAAUGUAAUGAAUGUGGGAAAGCUUUCAGGGGUAACUCAAAUGUAUUGGAACAUCAGAAAAUCCAUACUGGUUGGAAACCAUAUCAAUGCAAUGAAUGUGGAAAAGCCUUUAGGAAGAGUUCAACUCAUAUAAGUCAUCAAAGAAUUCAUAGAGGAGGGAGACCCUAUCAUUGUAGUAAAUUUGGUAAAUCUUUCAGGUAUCGCUCAUCCUUUACUAAACAUCAGAAAACUAAUGGUAGAAAUAAACCCUUUCCGUGCAAUGACUGUGGGAAGGCCUUUAUGAAGAGCUCAACCCUUAUUGGACAUCAGGGAGUUCAUACUGGAGAAAAACCCUAUCACUGUAAGAAAUGUGGGAAAGCCUUCUGGCACAGCUCAGGCCUUGUCGAACAUCAGAGACUCCAUACUGGAGAAAAACCUUGUAAAUGUAAUGAAUGUGGGAAAGCUUUCCCCCAAAGUUCAGCACUUAAACAGCGUAAGAAGAUUCAUAACAAAGAAAGCCAUCAAAUGUAGUUAGCAUCGUAAAUCGUGAAGAACUAGUUUAUUCUUUCUGACCAUCAUAGAUGAAACAUUCAAUAAAGUACACAUUUAACAAAAAUAUUCUGUGUACCUCUAUGUGA